Colias croceus (clouded yellow) is the source of this 2800-nucleotide messenger RNA. It is a transcript of the gene lt, whose product is annotated as vacuolar protein sorting-associated protein 41 homolog. The coding region runs from base 151 to 2670 and encodes 839 amino acids. Gene Ontology annotation, cellular component: late endosome; HOPS complex. The transcript has 2 exons. Gene Ontology annotation, biological process: vesicle-mediated transport; macroautophagy; protein targeting to vacuole. The record is from RefSeq and is a predicted model, not a curated record. Gene Ontology annotation, molecular function: protein binding. NCBI's taxonomy places the organism in Eukaryota, Metazoa, Arthropoda, Insecta, Lepidoptera, Pieridae.
AAGUAGCAAAUUGUGGUAGCAAACAGCGAUAAAUGUCAUAUUUAUGUGGAAAUACAAAGGCGAACACAGAAACUAGAUCGUUCAAGCAAACGCAUAAUUUUAAUCGAAUAUGUAAUUAAUAUCACUAUUUAGAUAUAUAUACAAAAUAACAUGGCGUUGAACCUGGAAAGUUGUGACAGCUUGCCUCCUGACGAGGAGCCAAAGUUAAAAUAUGAUAGAAUGGGUAAUGACGUACAAAAUAUACUAUUAAAAGAUGCCGUGAGCUGUAUCUGUGUGCACACAAAGUUUAUAUGUCUCGGUACGCAAUGGGGCGUAAUACACCUAUUGGAUCACGAAGGAAAUACAGUGCCGAUAUCCAUGGACAACAAUCAGAAAGAUUUACAGGCUCACGCGAUCGCCGUGAACAAAAUAUCUGUGGAUGUGAAUGGAGACUACAUCGCAAGCUGCUCUGACGAUGGCAAAGUGCUGGUGUAUGGGUUAUACACAGAUGAUAAUACUCAUAAUUUGACUCUAGGUCGUGUGGUCAAGUCUGUCGCCUUAGACCCCUAUUAUUUCAAAUCAGGCUCUGGAAGAAGGUUUCUUACUGGUGAUAAUAAAUUAACACUUUAUGAGAAAACAUUCUUGAACCGAUUACGUAGCACUGUCCUUUGUGAGUGCGAAGGAUAUGUGCAAGCCAUUGCAUGGCAUGAUCGUUUCGUCGCCUGGGCCAGUGAGGUUGGAGUUCGUGUGUACGACUUAGUGCCCAGAUGCUCUCUAGGUCUCAUCCAAUGGGAGAAAGCUCCAAAUCGAUCCAUAGAAGACUUUCGUUGUAACUUAUUAUGGUCUGCACCAAAAACCCUCAUGAUAGGGUGGGUAGAUACAGUACGCAUAUGUGUAAUACGAAAAAGAAGCCAAAUUGAGCUACAAACACGAGAUGUGACUGAAUACUUAGUUGAUCCUGUUUACACAUUUCAAACGGACUAUUUUAUCAGUGGCCUGGGUCCUCUCGAGGAUCAGCUCGUAUUAUUAGGAGUGCCCAAAGAACCCGAUGCAGAAAGUGGGAAAGCUCAAAGGCCUGUAUUGUCAGUUGCAGAUUAUAAGGAUUGUGACUUCUGUGAAGUUUCCACCGACAGCUUAAAUAUUCGGGGGUAUGAAGAGUACUCAUGUAAUGACUAUUACUUGGAUAUUCUGAUCGAAGAGAACCGAUUUUUUAUUGUAUCGCCAAAAGACAUUGUUAUAGCCAGUCCUUACGAUAUUGAUGACAGAGUCAACUGGUUAACAGAACAUGGAAGAUUUGAAAAAGCGAUUACCGUUUUGGAGGAAGUCGGCGGGAAGACCGCAAAGCAUUCAGUGGUGACGGUUGGAGUCCAGUAUUUAGACCAUUUAAUGUUUGAGCAUAUGUAUGAAGAAGCUGCAAUUUUGUGUGCAAGAAUAUGCAAAAAUGACAAAGUUUUAUGGGAGAACCAAAUACUUAAGUUUGCAGAAGUCAAUCAACUCCGGACAAUAAGUCCUUAUGUGCCUAGAAAUCCCGAUCAAGCCUUAAGUUCGCACAUGUACGAAUUAAUAUUUUACGAGUAUUUAAAAGUCGAUCCUCAAGGAUUUCUUAAAUUAGUACAAGAAUGGAAUCCUGGCCUUUAUAAAACUGGGGUUAUUAUAAAAGAAGUUUUGGAGCAUUUAUUGACAACUGAAGUUGAUAAGAAUAUUUAUUUGGAAGCAUUAGCUCUACUUUACUGCUAUCAAAAGAAGUAUGAUAAGGCAUUAACUGCAUACUUAAAGAUCCAGCACAAAGACGUCUUUAAGCUGAUUAUAAAACACGACAUGUACUCUGUGAUAUAUGACAAAAUUCUUGACUUGAUGAAUCUUGACUGUGAUACUGCUAUUCCACUUUUAUUAUAUGACAAGACAAAGGUACCCGUUGAAGUUGUAGAGAAGCAACUUCAAAAUCAUGAUUUAUAUCUUUUUAAAUACCUGGAUGCUUACAGUAAAGUAGAACCGAAUGGACGUUAUCACGGAAAGCUUGUCAAGUUGUAUGCUAAGUAUGCUCGAGAAAAAUUAUUGCCAUUUCUUAAAUGCAGCGAUAACUAUCCCAUCCAAGAAGCUCUAGACGUUUGUCAAAGCAAUGAAUUCUAUCCUGAAAUGGUUUUUCUACUCGGCCGAAUAGGAAAUACGAGAGAAGCAUUACAAAUUAUUAUUGAAAAGCUACAAGAUAUAAAUCAAGCCAUCAACUUCUGUCAGGAACAUAAUGAUAAGGAACUUUGGACUGAUCUUAUAAAACAAACUGUUGACAAACCAGAAUGUGUUACAUUGCUGCUAAAGAGGAUAGGUAAUUACGUAGACCCCAGGAUGCUCAUACAAAACAUACAACCUGGAUGUGAGAUAAAGGAUCUAAAAGAGUCACUCGUGAAAAUGAUGUGCGAUUACCAUUUACAAAUGUCUGUACAAGAGGCCUGUAAAGUAAUUACAUUGAGGAAUUACUUUGACUUGCAUGAAAAAUUAAUCAUGAAUCAACAGAGAGGUAUAUCUGUAACUGACGAGUUUAUGUGCUGUGUCUGCCAGGGAAGAAUCAUAAUGCGGGACCUUUCGAAUGCUUCAGACUUAGUUGUUUAUAAUUGUAGACAUUCUUUUCAUAUAGAAUGCUUGCCUGACGGUGUAUGCAACACCUGUAGUGUUUGCAGUGCUGUUAAAAUGUGACCCACGAUCUGCUCAAACUUAAUUAGGACUCAUAUAAUUAUAUAAAAUAGUAUUUUUCCAUUAAUGUACCUAAUUAUUGCAAUAUUUAUGUUAAUUUUAGUUUAUUCAAAUAAAACAUUUUCUUAAAUUA